Molecule: messenger RNA, 2088 nt
Organism: Oreochromis aureus
Lineage: Eukaryota; Metazoa; Chordata; Actinopteri; Cichliformes; Cichlidae
Product: coxsackievirus and adenovirus receptor-like
Exons: 3
Coding region: 657-1172 (171 amino acids)
Source: RefSeq, a predicted model, not a curated record
CUUUUAGUCUUUUAAGCUAAAAAAUCUGUUUGAAGGUUUCACUUUACAAUUCACCUCCAUAGAAAAGGAGGAAAUUUAGCAGAAAACCUCAAAUUCUAAAACUGGUGAUUCUUUGUUCUUUGAAUUGGACAGCACUGGAUGAACUGGUGAUUUACACAGGCUACUGGUUUUGUAAACUGGUGCAGGCUGCUGCUGGUUCUCAGGUUAGUCAGAGUUAUGUCGCGGUGUUGUUUGAUAAGCUGCUCGGCAGACACAGACCUCCGACCUCGGAGCUGAAGCUGAAUCAGGAAGAGGCGGAGCAGGAUGUGAGCUUGAAACUUGCUGUGGGAAACAAACUCGGUGCAGAGACAAAACAAACUUCUGAUUCAAAGACACAAACUGUUCAUACAUGACGACUGACACAUGAAACAGGUUCAGAUCUUUCCUGCCAGGAUGCUUCAAGAACUGAAGCAAUAAAACUUUCUUUCGACUUCACCUCUUCUGUUGUGACGCACUUGUUUCUGCUCGACCCCGCAGUGCAGCGCACCAAACGUCACAAUGACACAACUUCCUGUAAACCAACGUUACUGAUCCAACUGCUUUUUAAGCCUAAAUUUUAAUCUCAUGACAGACUGAGACAUUUAGAAAAAGCUAAGAGUCAGAUCAAGAACCCGGAAAUGUUUGCUGUAAUUACGUCACUCUGCUCCACUUUGAUGUUUGCCGUGUUCGUCUCUGCAGACCAGGAAAUCAUCACAGCUGAGUCUGGACAGAACGUCACUCUGACAUGUCGAGCUUCAAACAACAUUAUAGCAGUAAACUGGAGCAGAGCUGACCUGGGAACAAAAUAUGUCCUUUUUUACCGGGAUGAGCGUUUUUUUCCAGACGACCAGCAUCCAUCUUUCAAGAACCGGGUGGAUCUGCAGGACAGACAGAUGAAAGAUGGAGACGUGUCUCUGAUUCUGAAGAAUGUGACGAUUAAUGACACUGGAACAUACGAGUGUCGUGUUGCCCAAAAAGAACCAAACCAAGAGAGACCCAGUUUGAAGCUCAUCAGCAGCAUCUACCUUCAUGUUGUUCCUCCAGGUCAGACAAGAGGAUCUGUUGGACUGAUCGUCGGUCUGUCAUUUCUUGCUGUGCUUCUUGUUGCUGGUGUUGCUGGAUUUUUGGUCUGUAGAAAACAUAAACAACCGUAGAGUCAGGAUCCGUAACAGCCUCCUGCUGAACUGCAGUUUGAAAUGUGAGUUCUUUACAGCUGAACUCCUGGAGUCUGAGUCUCCUGAUGAGCCAGACUUCAUUUAUUGUUAUUAAACAUUCAGAAGAUGAUCUGAGGACAGACACUAGUCGUCUGUCGGUGAUUUGAAGUUACUGUUUUUGUUUGUUUGUUUGCUUUGUGUGCAUCAGUAUUAGUUAUUAGUUUGUUUUAGUUUCCAGGUUAGUCGCUCAUCUCAGUGGAAGAGUUUAUGUCCUUAAACAGUGUUAUUUACACUUUUGCCUUAUUUCUAUGUGGAACAUUCAGGACUUCCUCAUUCAAACAAAGAAAGUUUGUUCACAGUGAUGAGUUCAGUGUUGUCUCUGUCACAAUAUCAGAAUCAGUGAGUUUGUUUCAUCUUCAGGUUCAGCUGUUUGUAAGGUCAGACUCACAGACUGAUCCUCAUGUUUAGAUGUUACACAAUAAUUACAGACACUGACUGACAACACAAACACAACACAAAGUGCUCAGGGUCCAUUUAUCAGCCAGAACUGAGUGACUGAAUAAUCUGAUAUUAUUAUGAAACCAAAGAGAAAUGUGUUACAUGGAGCUGCAGAGUCACAUGUUUCCUCCUCUGAUCUAUGAAGCCUUAACUUGUUCCUUCAAGAAGGAGACUCUUCAGUUUAAACACGUCAAGAUUAUUUUUUAUUUACGAUUUAUAUCAGUUUGUUUAUCGAAAAAGUUUAAACGUGUUACUCUUGAAUGUUUUUCUUUGCUUCCUGUAAACAUUUCCUGACCUCCUGUUUAAAUGUGUGCAGAUUUGAUCUUGAAUGUAACAAUGUGAACAUUUAUAUACUAGAGAUGGACCGAUCCGAUAUUAGGUAUCGGUCCGAUACUGACGUAAAUUACUGGAUCGGAUA